CGCCUGCCCGCUCUCUCGCCCGCAGCCCCCCAUCCAGGUGUACGGGCUGGAAGGGCGCUAUGCCACCGCGCUCUACUCCGCCGCCACCAAGCAGAAGAAGCUGGACCAGGUAGAGAAGGAGCUGAGCCGAGUGUGGACUCUCUUGAAGGACCCCAAGCUGUCCAGUGUUGUUAUGAACCCUCACACCAAGAGCACAGUUAAACAAAAAGCUGUGAAUGAUGCCUUAGCAAAAGAGAAGAUGUCCCCUAUUAUUGUCAACUUGAUGAAUUUGCUUGCUGAAAACGGUCGCUUGCGUCACACUCCAGACAUUGUUUCUGCAUUUGGGAAGAUCAUGAGUGCGUACAGAGGAGAAGUGCUGUGCACAGUCACCACUGCGCAGCCCUUGGAUGAUGCCAGCCUUACUGAGCUAAAAAGUGCUCUGAGUGGAUUCUUGGCUAAGGGAGAGGUCUUAAAGCUGGAGACCAAGACUGAUCCAUCAAUCCUUGGUGGCAUGAUUGUCAAUAUUGGGGAGAAGUAUGUGGAUAUGUCAACAAGGUCAAAGAUCCAGAAGCUCAGCAAAAUCAUGAGAGAGACUGUCUAGUGAGCUGUCCUCAUCAUUCACAGUGAAACCUGUCGGACAGUUCCAGAAACAAUAAAAAUAUUUCUUCU
Messenger RNA from Tauraco erythrolophus (red-crested turaco), 648 nucleotides. The record is from RefSeq and is a predicted model, not a curated record. NCBI's taxonomy places the organism in Eukaryota, Metazoa, Chordata, Aves, Musophagiformes, Musophagidae.